Messenger RNA from Phodopus roborovskii (desert hamster), 911 nucleotides. It is a transcript of the gene Mea1, whose product is annotated as male-enhanced antigen 1. Gene Ontology annotation, biological process: spermatogenesis. Bases 28 to 678 code for a protein of 216 amino acids. Lineage: Eukaryota; Metazoa; Chordata; Mammalia; Rodentia; Cricetidae. The transcript is spliced from 4 exons. The record is from RefSeq and is a predicted model, not a curated record.
UGUAGUUCUUUGUGGUCCGGGCAGGGGAUGGCGGAGGCGGGGCAAGAGAAGGACUUCUGGUCCUCACUUGCGUCAGUCUUGGGCACAGGGCGGGGCUGGAGGACUAAGAGUCGCCGUACGUCCUGCCCCGCCGGAAGUGAAGCCCCUGCCCGGAUGGCAGCAGUAGUUCUAGGGGGAGACACCAUGGGCCCCGAGCGUAUCUUCCCCAAUCAAACUGAGGACUUAGGGCCACAUCAGGGUCCUACGGAAGGAACUGGAGAUUGGAGCAGUGAAGAACCCGAGGAAGAGCAGGAGGAAGCAGGGGCAGGCCCAGCAGGAUACUCCUACCAGCCGCUCAAUCAAGACCCCGAACAAGAGGAGGUGGAGCUGGCACCCGUGGGUGAGGGAGAAGAUGGAGCUGCUGACAUCCAAGACCGGAUCCAGGCCCUGGGGCUUCAUUUGCCAGACCCACCAUUAGAGAGUGAGGAUGAAGAUGAGGAGGGAGCUGCAGCCUUGAGCAGCCACAGCUCUAUCCCCAUGGACCCAGAACACGUGGAGCUGGUGAAGAGGACGAUGGCUGGAGUGAGCCUGCCUGCGCCAGGGGUUCCUGCCUGGGCUCGGGAGAUAUCGGAUGCUCAGUGGGAAGACGUAGUACAGAAAGCCCUCCAAGCCCGGCAGGCAUCCCCUGCCUGGAAGUAACCACAUGGGGAGCUGCCCGUCUCCUCCCUUCAAGCCAGGACCAGCACAGGACUAACACAUCGCUCUUUUAACAUCCACCUUCCCAUGUCCCUUUCCACAUCAAGGCAAAUCAGACCUCUCAGAGACCCACUUUAUUCAGUUCUGUACAUAUGGGGACAUUGGCCCAAGCCCAACCCACCUUAGCAUGUAUCACUCUGUGUGGAGAAUAAAGCACCCUAUGUACACAGCCGAAA